Molecule: messenger RNA, 2387 nt
Organism: Ceratina calcarata
Lineage: Eukaryota; Metazoa; Arthropoda; Insecta; Hymenoptera; Apidae
Gene: Dph1
Product: diphthamide biosynthesis 1
Exons: 7
Coding region: 298-1941 (547 amino acids)
Biological process (GO): protein histidyl modification to diphthamide
Molecular function (GO): 2-(3-amino-3-carboxypropyl)histidine synthase activity; protein dimerization activity
Source: RefSeq, a predicted model, not a curated record
UAUACUUUUCGUCGCGAAACCACCUGGGUCGAGCAUGAUACGUACCGUGAAACGAAUACAAUACAAUCGUCCACGGUCCGGUUAAAAGAAUUUUUAUAAGAGUCCGACCACAAAAUCACAACAACUUAGACGAAUUUUAAGUGAAUUUCGCGAGGACUGUGAUAGGAUAGUGAACAGUAAUUAUCACGUGGUGUACAUGAACGAUAAAUUUACUGAAUGAAGAAAUACGUUCCAAAUAUUUAGUACAAACGUAAAACAGAAAUUUCAGUAAUAAUACUAUCGAAAUAAAUUUCAAUCAUGAGUGAGGAAUGUGGCUCUGUGGUCAUAGUUAAGGCAAAACCGGUUCGCAAGGUAUUUAAAGCCCCGGUUAAGAUAAAUAAGAUACCCGAAGAGAUAUUGAACGAUCCGCUGUUAAACGCAGCUAUUGCUGCGUUACCUUCCAAUUACAAUUUCGAAAUGCACAAAUCCAUAUGGAGAAUCAGAGAAGCAAAAGCUAAAAGAGUAGCUCUGCAAAUGCCAGAAGGUCUUUUAAUGUAUGCUACGACGAUAGCAGAUAUCAUAGAAGAUUUCACUGGUGCAGAGACUGUAAUAAUGGGAGACGUUACUUACGGAGCGUGUUGCAUAGACGAUUAUUCUGCGAAAGCACUGGACGCAGAUUUUUUAAUCCACUAUGGGCAUUCCUGCUUAAUACCAAUCGAUCAAACAGUUGGUAUCAAAGUACUUUACGUGUUUGUCAACAUAAAGAUCGACACUUCGCACUGUAUCGAAUGCUUACAAGUCACGUUACCGGUUACAACAAAAAUCGGACUUGUAAGCACCAUACAGUUCGCUGGCACGCUGCAAGCUAUUGCAAUGAAAAUGAGAGAAAACGGUUACGAGGUGUCUACUCCCCAGAGUAAGCCACUUAGUCCUGGCGAGAUCUUAGGUUGCACAGCACCGCAAAUUCGAUGCGCUGAUGCUGUCGUUUACGUGGGGGACGGCAGAUUUCACUUAGAGGCUGUGAUGAUCGCUAAUCCGAAAUUACGUGCAUUUCGUUACGAUCCUUACGAAAAGAAGUUGACCGAGGAGUUUUACGAUCACGAACAAAUGCUGAAGACUCGGUUAACAGUAAUCGAGACCGCGAAACAAACGGGGAGAUUCGGGUUGAUACUCGGCACGUUAGGGAGGCAAGGAAAUCUGAAUGUUUUAAAAAACUUAGAGAACAAGAUUAACUUACUGGGGAAGGAGAAUGUUAUCAUACUCCUCUCGGAGAUAUUCCCAGAUAAAAUCAAAUUGUUCGAGGGCGUCGGUGCUUUUAUACAGAUUGCAUGUCCGCGAUUGAGCAUAGAUUGGGGUACAGCUUUUGAGAAACCGUUCCUCACACCGUACGAAGGAGCUGUCGCAUUAAAAAUGAUAAGCCAUAAUAACGAUAAGCCAUAUCCCAUGGAUUUCUAUGCCUCGGCCAGUCUCGGACCAUGGACUCCUAAUCACAAACAAUCCGAGUUAGAAAAGCAGACCGACACUUGCUGUGGCAAAUUAAUGAACAAGGACAGCCGGGAAGGAAACUGGCCUAAGCAACAAUCAGAGGCUAAUAAAACGAUAAGAAAAACUAACAAGAAAUCUGGAUUUAAGCUAUCGAAAUCCUCUCGAGGUGUGACUUCUAGGGAAAAGACUUUAAGGAGACUGGAGAGCAACGAAAGAGAGAGAAUGAGGAUGCACAGUCUGAAUGACGCGUUUCAGUCUUUACGCGAAGUGAUUCCUCAUGUAUCGAAGGAAAGAAGAUUAUCGAAAAUUGAAACAUUGACAUUGGCUAAGAAUUAUAUAGUAGCCCUCACGGACGUGAUAUGCGCUAUGAGAAACGAAGAUAAAGUAUCCGAUCAGCAAUCGGAAGUGUCCCAAGAAUCAUCCGACAUGAAUAUUCGUUUAAAUCUGAAUACAAUUCCUUCAAACUCUUGUAGUUAGGACAUUUAAGUAUCCCGGGACACUCGCUCACGAAAAUGCAAUUCUAAAGACACUACAGGCCUCAGAAAUGAUGAACGAUGUUAAUUAACAUUCAAAGUUGUUUCGAUAUUAAGACUGCUACUUUAGAGUUACUUUCGAUUAGUUUUUCAACAUCCUAUCACCGAACGUACAAAGGUAUACGAACGAGUCGUUACUUCCAUUUAAUUUGCCUAAGGUUCGAACAGUAUUACAGUGUGCCAAAGAAUAUUUUCAUGAAACGAAACAGUAUUAUGUUAUAAGACAUGUUAAAUGAAAUGAAAUAUUUUGUUGGAGAGAAUUGUUUCAAAUAUGACAUGGUUACACUAAGUUAAAAAAUGCUUAUACCAUGUACAGACAUUGAACAAAUAUGAACGAUUUAUAGAAUAUAUGAAUAUUAUAAUAUGUUAAAUUAUAUGUCUUUCCAUAUA